UCGCUAAAGUCCUGAGUAUAGCCUUGUAAAAGGUGUAGCGUCAACCCGUGAGUGUAUAUAUAAUAAAUUAAUAAGGCCAAAAUGCAUAAUUAUGGAACGGGUGCUCAAACGUGAAUCGGUCCAUGCGUAUUAUAGCUAUCAACCAUUGGUACCUUGUUUAUUAAGUAUAUAUUUGCUUCUAGUAGAGCCCAUAAAGAAUAGAAUCAAUAAACACUGAGGUAGAGAGAUAUAGAAGAGAUUAGAAAAAAGAUGAAAGCAGAAGCAGAGAUCAUCUUCGUUGCAUAUCCAUCCCCUGGUCAUCUUCUGGUCUCCAUUGAAUUCGCCAAGUCUCUCAUCAAACGAGAUGAUCGCAUUCACACCAUCUCCAUCAUCCACUGGGCAAUACCUCUCGCUCCUCAAGCCCACCUCUUUGCCAAAUCUCUCGUUGCUUCACAGCCUCGAAUCCGUCUUGUUGCCUUGCCUGAUAUCCAAAACCCUCCACCGUUGGAGCUCUUCUAUAAAGCUUCCGAGGCUUAUAUUCUAGAGUUCACCAAGAAAACAGUUCCGUAUGUCAAAGACGCUCUCUCCACUCUGGUCUCAUCACGCAAGGAAUCCGGUUCGGUUCGGGUCGUCGGUCUGGUUAUCGACUUCUUCUGUGUCCCCUUGAUCGAAGUGGCAAACAAGUUUAACCUUCCUUGUUACAAUUUUCAAACGUCUAACGCUGGUUUUAUGUGUAUGAUGAAGUACCUCCCUGAGAGGCAUCGCAUAAUCUCUUCCAAGCUUGAAUUAAGCUCCGGCGACGAAGAACAUCCAAUUCCUGGUUACGUCUGCCCCGUGCCGACGAAGGUUUUGCCUCCGGGCAUGUUCGUGAGAGAGUCCUACGAGGCGUGGGUCGAAAUGGCUGAGAAGUUCCCUGGAGCCAAGGGUAUUUUGGUAAACUCCUUCUCUGGUCUUGAGAAAAACGCUUUUGAUUACUUUGGUCGUCGUCCUGAGAAUUAUCCUCCGGUUUAUCCGGUCGGACCGGUUCUUAGUUUAGAGGAUCGCCCAUCUCCAAAUCUGGACUCGUCGGACCGGGACCGGGUCAUGAGAUGGCUCGUGGACCAGCCGGAGUCGUCAGUUGUGUACAUCUGCUUCGGGAGCUUAGGAAUCCACGGCAAACCGCAGAUUGAGGAGAUAGCUCGAGCCAUAGAGCUCGCCGGCCAUAGGUUUCUCUGGUCAGUCCGCACUAAUCCGACGGAGAAAGCGAGUCCGUACGAUCUGUUGCCGGAGGGGUUUUUAGAUCGGACGGAGAGUAAAGGAUUAGUGUGCGAUUGGGCACCACAGGUGGAAGUGUUGGCUCACAAGGCCAUCGGAGGGUUUGUGUCACACUGCGGUUGGAACUCGCUGCUCGAGAGCUUGUGGUUCGGAGUUCCGACCGCCACGUGGCCGAUGAAAGCGGAGCAACAGCUAAACGCGUUCACUAUGGUGAAGGAGCUAGGGUUAGCCGUGGAGCUGCGUUUGGAUUACGUCUCUGCGUACGGAGAGAUAGUGAAAGCUGAGGAGAUCGCGGGAGCCAUACGAUCUCUGAUGGACGGUGAGGAUACGCUGAGGAAAAAAGUGAAGGAGAUGUCGGAGUCGGCGAGGAAGGCUUUGAUGGACGGUGGAUCUUCGUUUGUCGCCGUUAAACGAUUCCUUGACGAGUUGAUCAGCGGUGAUGCUUAGUUAUUUCCAUCUUUUGUAAACGUCGUCGUUGCGACAUGGUCCAUUGAGAUCUUUAAUAAAAUGUUAUGUUAAAUCAAGUAAAGGGUCCUCCAAUUUGAUUAA
This is a messenger RNA of Camelina sativa (false flax), 1782 nucleotides long. RefSeq names its product UDP-glycosyltransferase 71C3. NCBI's taxonomy places the organism in Eukaryota, Viridiplantae, Streptophyta, Magnoliopsida, Brassicales, Brassicaceae. Gene Ontology annotation, molecular function: UDP-glucosyltransferase activity. The record is from RefSeq and is a predicted model, not a curated record.